Messenger RNA from Actinia tenebrosa (Australian red waratah sea anemone), 2093 nucleotides. Its product is annotated as neuropeptide SIFamide receptor-like. Gene Ontology annotation, biological process: G protein-coupled receptor signaling pathway. The record is from RefSeq and is a predicted model, not a curated record. Gene Ontology annotation, molecular function: G protein-coupled receptor activity. Lineage: Eukaryota; Metazoa; Cnidaria; Anthozoa; Actiniaria; Actiniidae. Gene Ontology annotation, cellular component: plasma membrane.
ACAGCGUUUAAAACGUGAUUUGUUAAUUUGAUUUAAAAUUUUUUGAAUUAAAACUCGUGCUGUGUAAUCUCCCUAGAUGAGCUUUAAGCCCUUGGAGAAAGGAGAAAAUGCAGAGAAUAAAUAUGUUAAAAAAAAAAAAAAGAUUUGAAAUUUGUUUGGGUGGACUUGGUUGAUGUAGUCGUACUGUUUGUAAUUCAUCUAAAGUAUAUUUAGGAAAAAAACAUUCCUCGCUAUAGUCCAAUUUCAGUUACAGCAAAAAGUUGGAGACCCUAAUAAACUUCAACUCCUUGCUAAUAUCAAACAUAAGUCAUUAUUAAUUUACGUGAUUUUAUAUCUUUAUUAAUUCAGUACAUUUAGUUAAUUCGGUUAAUUCAUUUAGUUUCCUUAAACAAAAGAAGAAAAAACCCGGCUUUAUUUCGCUCAAGCCCAAUUUAACAGCAAGGGGAAUGAAAGCGUUAGAAAACUAGGAUUGCCUUAAAACGUUUAAGUGAUUUUUCAAUAAAAGAGUUCUCUAGAAGCCGGCGUCGUUUUGAAGUUUAAAAUGUUUGACUCUAGGGGUCCAUUUUUGAGAGGAUACUCUCCAAAUUAGACCUCAGUGCACAGUAGGAAUAAGGCUGUAAAUAAACUUGUCGCCUUCUGUCUCGAAGCGAUAAGUUCCGUCCAAGGACGCGUUGCUUUAGAGUCAAGUAGUGAGAAACUUGGCGAGAUCCUCGUAAUUUUUGUUCAAAGCUUUCUAAGACCAAGAAGACGAGUAGCACUUUGAUUACCAUUUUUAAGCCUUGCUUGUUUAAAUGACGAUGUCUACACGCAAAAACAUGUCUGGUUUGUUUAUGACUCAAAACGAAAACUCUUCCGUCAAUUUCACUACCAGUGUGCUCUGCUUUGGUGAGGGAUCUUUUCUAAAAGUACUUGCUUAUGUUAUCAUACUACUGGUAUCUCUGGCGGGAAACUCCAUGACUAUCGCAGUGGUCUUCAGAGGUCGGCUUCAUAGGAGUAAUGUCCACUUUUUUCUGCUCAACAUGGCCAUAGCGGACUUGGUUGUCACAGUGGUGUAUAUGCCAAGAAUGGUGGUGAUGAUGUUGUAUGGUAACUCGUGGCUUGUUACAGGAACAUUUGGCCUGAUUCUGUGCCGAACUGUACCAUUCCUACAUCACAUGUCCAUCCUCGUGUCUGUGUUUACUAUUCUUGGAGCAACUUUGGAUCGGUUUUUCGCGAUGGUCUUCCCAUUACGUAACAUUGUAACGAGAAGUAUCGGAAAAGCCAUGCUUGUUGUUAUUUGGCUCGCCUCGGCCAUCCUUCGCAGUCCGUAUGUCGUUACGCCGGUACUAAAAAACAUAGGUUCUGACAUAAUUUGCUCCAGCAAUCUACAGCAAUUCUUUGGAAGGCAUAUCGAGUUAUACUACUACUUUUUACUGGGUCUUUAUUGCUUUUCCUUCUUCCUGAUCAUGCUUCUUUAUUCCGUGUCUAUAUUGAAAUUAAGACGAAAAAAGGUAGUUUUCAACAACACAGCGCAGGCAAGACGGGAACAAGCAUCAAAAAAACUGCUGAACAUGUUGAUUGUAAUCCUAGUCUGUUUCAUAUUGUGUUGGUUUAUGUAUUUUUUUGCUUUGAGUAUCUUACCUCGGCCACUGUCUUGUGAAACGAGGUUUUUCCGCUUCUUCCUCGCACACAGCAACAGCGCGCUCAACCCAUGUAUUUUGGCUGUGUUUAAUCGUCGUUAUAGAAUAGGCUACAAGAGUUUCUUAAAACAAAUUAUUCCCUGCUUCAAAAACACUGGUAGAAUCGUAUUUUCUGUACAGUCCAAGAAGAAUACUUUAUCAGUUUGGAGUAACUACCAUAUCCAGAUGAAAGCAAUUUAAUAUUAUUUUAUUUUUUAUACUUAUAUAUGCUUUUGAAGAGCUUAGAUAACCUGUCCCUGUUUUUCAGGUUCAAAUUGAGCAACAGGUUUGAAGUGUCUAGAGAACCUAGAUAGAGGAAAAAAGAACUUUCGACUGUAGAAACAACAAAAAUACCUUAAGUAAAUAAUGUAUAUAUUUUAUUGAAAUCUAAGAACAAAAAAUCUAAUCGGAUUAAGAAAGAAAAAAAAAAAAAGA